AUUCAAAGUUUUUCAAUUAAUUGGAGAAGGAUUUCCAAUAAGUUCUUGUUCUAGAUUUCUGUUUUCUGUUUAUCGAGAUCUGUAACCAAUAACUUCAUCGUGGACCGUGAUAAAAAACCUAUAUUUUGUUUUGAUUUUAAAAAUGUGUGAUUUAUUCUCUUCUUAUUUAUUAGAUGAAAGAUGUGUGUCUGAAGUAGCAGGCCUUCACGACUGUCGGACUUGUGGAGACAUGGAUGGAGUUUUGUUUGAAAGACAAGCUCCAAAAACAAGAUCAACGACUUCACAAAGAGAAAUUCUCCCACUCCAUGAAAGAGGUAGAACUACCAAUAUCCCAAUGAAUACAAGUGUUGGGGAUGAAAAUCAUAUGAACCCAUCCGUACAACAAGCUACUCCGGUACUUCGUGGGAAAACAAAAUGUCAAAACUGGAAGAGAAAAAGGGAUAUCAUUCCGAACAAAGUUGAGAUUGAAAUCCCACCUGAGCUUAAUCGUGUUGUUGGGAUGAACAGCACUCAAUUUAAUAGUGAAGCGAGUUAUUUGAUGAAACAAUGCAUGCCUUUGGAUGUAGAGAAUGGGGGUCAUAUACAUCCCGAUAAAAAAUGGAAGUAUUUCAUGAAAUUAAAGGAAUUAUUUAAAUUGCCUGAAGGGAGUCAUGUAGAAAAAACAAUCAAAAGGCGAGCAAACACCUGGUAUAGAAAGUGGCGUUACGAUUUGAGAAUAAAAGCCUAUUCUGAUCAUCCAGCAGUCGCUGGUCGUCUUGCUAAUUGUCCUAGUGAAGUAUAUCCUGAAGAAUGGAAAUGGUUGGUGAGUUACUGGGAUAGUGAAAAGUUUAGGCGACACAGUGAGACAAACAAAAACAAUCAGAAGUCUCAAACAAUGUUGUCUAAAGUUGGUACAAAAUCAAUUGCAAGCUCCUUCUACGAUAUGCUACAAGCAAAGAAAGCAGAUUCAGAUGAGUGUGAUGAAGAGAAUCUAUCAGAAACUGAAGAAGUGGAAGAGGAACCAUACUAUAUGGCCCUAUGGGAAAUUACUAAGAAACAAAAAAAUGGUACUUGGUCGGAUGAGUAUGCAGAGAAAGCAGAUGAUGAUCUCAAAGCAUUGCAUCAGGAAAAACUAGAUAAAUAUGGAGAAGAUAAUCUCACUCCACAAGAGACUUUUGAGAUUGUCCUUAAACAUAAAAAAGGGUCAAAUCAUCAAAGGGGCAUGGGACAAGAAGUGUUGUCAUUUCAUUCUUAUGUGAAAAAAGAUAUUACAAAGGUUCUUGAGCAAGAGAGGAUUGAUACUGAACUGAAUAAAAGAGUGUCUGAAAUUAAUGAAACUUAUGAAGCUCGUAUCCGUGCCCUAGAGGAGAGAUUGGCUUCUUUACCACGUUCAGAGGGCAUCAAGUAAUUCAUCUCAACAUGUUCAUUUCACUUCCAAGGAGCAUAGCCCCCUUGAAUGAUACAAGAUCAAGGGUCUAUAUGAGAGAUGUCAUUCAGUUUCCAUGACUUUGGGUGG
Cuscuta campestris is the source of this 1495-nucleotide messenger RNA. The record is from the annotation of a GenBank genome assembly. Lineage: Eukaryota; Viridiplantae; Streptophyta; Magnoliopsida; Solanales; Convolvulaceae.